AUGCGUCCGCCAGAGAUCUUUGAACCAGAUGUGUCACCAAGAGAAUUCCUUGAAACAGAUGCCGAUGAUGGGGUGGAGGUUAUAAUGGGACAUUCGUUACAUGAAGGGGAUGAGCCACUUCAUAAAUUUCAUUUGCCACACGCAAAGAAGUCUAUUUCUAGUAGCAGUGAACCAAAAAAAAGACCUUCCACAUCUCAACUUUCGGUAUGA
Molecule: messenger RNA, 210 nt
Organism: Entrophospora candida
Lineage: Eukaryota; Fungi; Glomeromycota; Glomeromycetes; Entrophosporales; Entrophosporaceae
Source: the annotation of a GenBank genome assembly